Molecule: messenger RNA, 942 nt
Organism: Amaranthus tricolor (Joseph's coat)
Lineage: Eukaryota; Viridiplantae; Streptophyta; Magnoliopsida; Caryophyllales; Amaranthaceae
Product: RING-H2 finger protein ATL29
Exons: 1
Source: RefSeq, a predicted model, not a curated record
UUCCUUUUAGAAUUCUUCAUUCUUAUACUACUUGCAUUACAAGCUCUCCACUUUUUUCUAUCAAUGACGUUACAAUCACCUGCCCCAGAACCACAUUAUGCCCAUGAUCCUAACCCACCUUUUACCCUCGUUUUAACCAUUCUUCUCUUAGUCAUAUUCUUCCUAGGCUUUUUUUCCAUUUACUUUUGCAAAUGUCUUCUAGAAAAUGUUGUCAAUUCUAUAAAUACCAGGCGAACUCCUCAUGGACCAGCUAUCGAUUCGACCAAAACUGUACAUGGACUCGAUUUUACAAUUGUAAGUUCGUUUCCCACCUUUACGUAUUCAAGUGUUAAACAAUAUCAACGUGAAAAAUACAGUCUAGAAUGUGCCAUAUGCUUGUGUGAUUUCGAUGAUCAUGACCUACUUCGACUAUUAACAACUUGUUCUCAUGUCUUCCACCAAGAUUGUAUAGACUUAUGGUUUCAAUCACAUAAAUCAUGUCCUAUUUGUCGUAGGAAUCUCGAUGUAUUAGACUCAACACAAUUAUCGGAAACCAAUUCUAAUGUUGACGAAACUACAACAAACGGAAAUGUGAUUGAAAUUGUUGCUGAUAGAAAUAAUGUGACGGUCGACAAUGAUAAUGUCAUUAACAUUGUAAUUGAAGACGAAAAUAAAGACGACAAUGAGGACGUGUUCGAUAAACGUGGACUAGAUAUAUCGUUAGGUAACGAAAAAUUUCCGAGGUCACAUUCUACGGGGCAUUCGAUUUUACGAAAAAGGUUUGUGCAAGAAGAUGAUAAAUAUAAGUUGAAGUUACCGGAUCAUGUCAAAGAAAUCAUUGUAAGUAGACAUAUUGUUACUCUAAGUGCUACAACGUUUGGAGAAAUUGAUAGCAAUUCAACCAAUAUUCAUAAAGGUUUUGGAGAAAUUUCAAGUUGUACUACACAAAUAGAUGUUAUAUAA